GGACCGGGCGGUACCGGGGUCUGGGGGUUGGACGCCGGUCAGUGGGCGAGCAGGGGAACGGGACCGGAGCGGUGCCCCCCGUGCUGGAGCACCCGUGGGCGAGGGCGAGACUGGACCCAGGUGGCGGCUGCCCCGUGGCUAUGGCACGGCAGCUCUGCCCCAGGACCCCCUCAAAGCCCCCCAGCAGACACCGUGCGGACCCCCCAGCAGCCAGGGGCAGCCCCGCGGGCAUCCCGAGCUGGCCGGGCUGGGGACGUGCGGCCGAGAGGAAGAGGAAUGGGAGGAAGAGUGCCCGAGCCCCUGCGGGGAUGAGGAGGGGGGGCCAGGAGGUGCCUGAAGCAGGAGCACGGGAGGUUCGCGGACCCAAAGGCUGCGAACCGACCGAAAGUAAAAGCGUCCCAGGAGGGACGGCGCUGGGGAGCAGGAAGGGGACGUGAAGGAGGCGCGCAGCCAAACACCAGCAGCAGAUCAAGGCGAGCUGCGGGACAGCGUGCCCACGGGUGAAGAUUGAGCUUUCCCAGUGAUUUUUGAGAGGUCACCGUGGGGCCGGGGGGAGGCAGCCCAGGAGCAGAGCCACCUUUGCACCCACAGCCGCUGCGCCCUGGCGCUGGUAACCCGGCUGGGCUGCUACACGCAGCACGACUGGCAGGUGGCGAAGAGCACGCGGCAGGUUUGGGGGACAGCCGCCACGAAGUGCCCGUUGGUUGUCUUCACCCAGAAGAUCUGGGGCACGGCUCCCUGCGUGGCUACGUGGUGAAUGCCGGCAGCAGAGGUCUCCAGAAGCUCUGGACCCGAAGCCCUGAUGGACAUGCGCUGGCACAAGAGGAAAUCUUCCAGUUCGGAGCCGCCGUGGGAGCAGCUCCUGUGAGCAGCUUGCGAGUGGGCACCUUUGGAGACCACAGCUCUGCCGUGGAGAUGUGCAUGGUGUCAUCGUGGUGCGGGGAGCCCCUGCCCGCCCCCGAGCCCACCUUGGGAGCUCGUGCUGUGUGCAGGGACAUGUGCAGGGCAUGCUGCAGGGCACCGGGAGCAGCGUUCUCCAGGGCUGCUCUGUGCUCGGGGCUGCUGCGUGCCCGGGGCCAUGUGGGUACCGAACCGCAGGGCUGCAAAGGUGGGACGCUGGGGGACGUUGUCCUGUAAGAGCCCAGGGCCACGGUCGGGGGGAGCGGGGCUGCUCCGCGCCGUUCGUGCUUGGGGCAGCAGCAGCACCAUGGAAUUUUCUCAGGACAUUGCCCUUAGUCCUGCUCCCUGGAAUAGCGCAGUGGGAGCUCAGCACAUUUACGGGAAAAGCCUGUUUGCAGGACCUUUGGUGUUUGCAGCUGGGGCUGGGUGCGCCCUGCAGAGCAUGCAGCAAACCGCCCCCCACUGCUCCCCCACAGCUCCGUGCCCCCCAGGAGUGUCUCUGGGCUGUCCUUGCAGAGCCCCUGCCCCGUGAGCCUUGUGCCCAGCCCUGCUGCACUCAGCUCCCACCCCUGCAGCCCCAAACUGAAAGCUGGGUCCGGGCACGGGCACCUCCUGCCCAGGGACAGUCCUGUGCCCGGAGCCGUGGGUAGGUGCAGGGGCUUGGUGCUCACCGACUUUGCUCCCCAGUGCGCUGCGCGGCUCCAGAGUCACAGCUCAGCAGCACGGAAACCAUGCAGCAGAUCCCUGGGGGGCUGCUUCUGAACGCAGAGAUCGGGAGCAGCCAGCGUUGCUCACCCACGGGCGAAUGGUCCCUGGCCAAGCCCGCUGCUGGCUGGGCUGGCGCUGCAGGCUCGGCCUUCUCAAGGGCUUUGUCACAGCCUGCCAGUGGCCUUAUCCCCCAAGCCCAGCGGUAAAUCCUUCACCCUGCAGGUGUGUUUGCUCUCUGUCCCCCUGCAGCCUGUGACCUGGCUCCGGCAUCACCCUUCCUGCACUGACACUCCGGCAGAGCACGAUGGCGAGCGGCCCCCGGAAGGAUCACGGUGAGUGUCACGGUAAGUGUGCAAGGGCCAGGCACUGCCCUGCCCCAGAGCCCCCUCGCAGGGGGGAUCGGUGUCCUCGUGCCACUGCAGGGACCAGGCUCUCCAGGCAGUCUCCCUGCUGGGAGGGGUUUUGGGGACAGAGCAGGCGGGAGCACGGCAUGUGCUGAGCGGUGCCAUGCACAUGGAGAGGGGACAGGCAUCCCUGGGAUGGCGCGGGUAUCCCUGGAGUGUCACGGGUAUCCCUGGGGAGGUAAGAGCAUCCCUGGGGUGGCACAGGCAGCCCUGGGGUGGCACAGAUGUCUCUGGGAUGGCACAGGUAGCCCUGGGGUGGCACAGGCAGCUCUGUGCCCCUGUGCCGGGCUGUUUCCAUGCAUGACCCACCCCAGCCAGGGCUUUACACGCUGCUGCUCUCUCGCUGAGCCUUUCCCCUCGCUGAUGCCAGCAGGCCAGGGGACACAGGAGCACAUGGGGGAGCCGGAGCUGCGCCUGGUACUCGUCGGGAAGGCCGGUGGAGGGAAAAGCGCAACGGGGAACACCAUCCUGGGGCAGGCGGCCUUCGAGUCGCACCUGGCGCCAUGGGCGGUGACGCGGACGUGUGCCCAGGAGAGCCGGCUCUGGCAGGGCCGCAGGGUGGUGGUCACCGACACCCCCAACAUGUUUGACUCACUGGAGCACAGCGCCCGGUCCUGCUACGAGCUUGCCCGCUGCCUGCUGCUGUCGGCGCCGGGGCCGCACGUCCUGGUGCUGGUGACCCAGCUGGGCCGCUUCACGCAGGAGGACGAGGAGGCCGCCCGACAAGUGUGGCGGGUGCUGGGGCACGAGGCUGCGAGGCACACCGUCAUCCUCUUCACCCGCAAGGAGGACCUGGGGGGCGGCUCCCUGCAGCACUACGUGGCGCACCCCAGGAACGCCGCCCUGUGGGAGCUGCUCCAGGCCUGCGGGGGACGGUGCUGCGCCUUCAGCAACCGGGCGGCCGGCGCUGAGCGCGAAGCCCAGGUCGAGGACCUGAUGCUGCUGGUGCAGCAGGUGCUGGAGGAGAACCAGAACGCCCAUUACACGAACGAGCUCUACUCCCAGGCCACGUGGCUCCUCAGCUGCAACAACGUGGAUUUCGAAGAGAAGUGCAAGCGCCUCGCAAAUCAAGUGGAGCAGCAAUUGCACGGCCAACAAGGAGCAUCAAGAGACGGGUGCCUGGGGUGGCUCACGCGGUGUGUGCAGGGGCUGCGGUGCACACGAUGCAUGUGGUUCCUGUGCUGCUGCUGCCGCUUCACCGGGGCAGUGGUCCUGUGCAUUGUGCACUUUCUGUGGCAGGCGUGCCUCAGUGGUUGGAGGGCAGUUGUCUGGCUGUACAACCGCUUCUUGCGCUAGAAGCAAGAACAGAACUAGAAUACACUGUUCUGUAUUUCUUUUCCCAGUUAAUUGCGCUGUGUUUCUUAACAGCAUGGCAAGCAGCUGAUUCCCAUUCUAACAGCACCGCAGUCCCCACAUGGGCUGUGCCUCUCGGCGCGAAACUGCAGCACAAAGCUUGCGGCUGCUGAGCGAUUUCUGCUUUGUCUCCAUCUCGAUGCCAGGGAUGUGCCCAAGGCAUUGCAGGGAUGGUUGCGGACCUGGGGACACGCAGGGGCAGAGCCAGGCAGCGCCUCCCAGGAAAUGCCCUCGUCCCCUGCAUCGAGCCGUGGGGCAGCCCUGGGUGCUGCCAGGAGAGCGCAGAGCAUCCAGGCGGAGGGGAGCAGCACCCACCAGAGGGGACCCGUCCCUGAGCAGCUCUGGGGGCAGCAGGGCGAGGACAGAACUGGUCACAUUCCCCUCACUGCCAUGGGCUGAGCUCACCUCAUGUCCCCGCAGGCUGGCAUGGGAUUUGGGGAGCCACCUUGGCCUGGCACGGGGCUGGGGGGUGGGGGGGUGAAGGACAAGGGGCACGGGGCAAUGGGCCCGGUGCCAGCUGGCCCAGCAGGGACAUCGAGGGACCCUGGCAGGGACACCAAGGGACCCAGCCCUUCUUCCUGCUGCCCUUCAGGUGCUGCUGCUGUUUCUCAGCGGAUUUGAGCCAUAUGAGCAGGUACCUGGGGAUCCACGUCCCUGAGGCAGGGCCCAGGGCAAAGAGCAUCCUAGGGACAGGUGGGACAGGUUGGUCACACGUACAGGGAUGGUGGAAGUAUCCCUGGCAGCAGCAGUUCUGAGCAUCUGAAACCACCAUGAACUUUGACAGGGAAGUGCCGUGACACAGGAUGAGAUGCCAUCCCAUUGCGGUUGUCCUCUGCCCGGACUGACGUGCUGUGGAGCUGCACACAGGCACAGCCUCCAUUUCUCAUGCACACCUCCCUGCCUUCAGGAACACGGGCUGCUCUGCACUUGUGUGCAGUUUCAUGUUUUGCUGUGAUCACAGACCUGUAGGGGGGAGCCCCGGGGGUGUGGGAGCAGGGGUCGGAGGUGUGAGAGCAGGAUGUGGGGCUGGAGGCACCCGGCGAGGAGCCCUGCGGUGCCCCGGCAGUGUCACUGCCAGCUCUGCAGGUGCCUGCGGAGCCAGGGAGCACCACGAGCGUGGGGAGAAAGAAGUACAAGAUAGUGGCAGGGAAAUUCAGAUUUCUCACUUGCAACCUUUGCAACACUUAAGAGGCUUGCAGGGUCUGUCCCAGCCCUGUGUGGUGUGCAGGGUCCGUCCCAGCCCCUGACCGCGAUGCAGGCUGCAGCUGCCUCGUCUCCUGCCCCUUCUUCUGUCAGGGCUCUGCCUCCAGUCAUAGCAGCAGGAGAAACUGCUUCAAAACUAAGCACAGAUCAUCACGGUAGUUAAAUAACUCUGAGGUUGGAUUGUUUCUGGAGGAAUUACAAGAAUUAGCGUUAUAGUUGGCUACACCUCCAGAGGUGCACAGAAUCGAAACCGAGACGGGGGCUGGUGCGGGAGGAGCCGGUGCUGCCCUGCUGCCAUGAGCACAGUUCUCUAGGCUGACACCGACGCCGUCACCGCUGUCACUUCCUGGUGGCUGUGAGCGUCCCGCGGGGACAAGGCGAACGCCAGCGCAGGACCUGCAGGAAGCGUGGCUGUGGCCAUCCGGCGUGUCUACAUGCUGCCCAGCGUCGGCGGGGGCUUGGAGAUGAGGCUGAUCCUGGCUGGGAAGGCUGGUGGAGGGAAAAGCGCCACGGGGAACACCCUCCUUGGGGAACGUGUCUUUGAGUCCAAGCUGUCCACCAAGCCAGUGACCGUGAGGUGUGAGAAAGCACAAGGGCACUGGGACGGCGAGGACUUCACGGUGGUUGACACGGCCGACAUUUUCAACCCAAGUGAUGCCAGUGACGAGGUGCACCAAGAAAUUAUCCGCUGCAUCAGGCUGUCCUCCCCGGGCCCCCACGCGCUGCUGCUGGUGACCCAGCUGGGCCGAUUCACCCAGGAGAAGGCGAAGGCCGCAGAGAGACUGCAGGACAUCUUCGGAGCUGAUGUUUUGAGGCACACGAUCGUCAUAUUCACCCGCGCAGAAGAGCUGGCGGGGCGAUCUCUGCACGACUACGUGUCCUGUACUGACAACAAAGCUCUCCACGAGCUGAUCCAGAGGUGCGGGAACAGGUACUGCGGCUUCAACAACCGGGCAGCUGGAGCCGAACGGGACCAGCAGGUCGCAGAGCUGAUGGGGAUGGUCCGCUGCAUGGUGCGGGCAAAUGGGGACAGGUACUACAGCAAUGAGAUGUACCUGGAGCCCAAUUUAACAGAAGGGAAGGUGGAGUAUCACAUGGCGAGGUACAGAGCAGGCAGGAUAAAGAAGGUGCGGUCCAGCUGAAGGACAGUUCUCCUGGCUUGUGUGCUGAUUGUCCUCAUCAUUAUUGUGAUUUCCCUGGGUUUCCUUAUUGCACGGCUGCGAUGAAUCCCAGCACCACAGAACCACUGAUCGCCUGGGGCUGGAGGCACCUCUGCACACCGCAUGUUCCAUCCCUGCCCAGGCAGGGUCCCCAGCGCUGGCUGCCCAGGACCGUGUCCAUUGGGUGUUGGACAUCCCCAGCGAUGGAGACCCCAGCGCCGCUCUGGGCAGCCUGUGCCAGCGCUCAGACACCUGCACAGCAAAAAAAGACUUUCCUGAUGUCUCACUGGGCAUCCCUGAAUAAAAGCAAUAUGUCUCCUGA
Cygnus olor (mute swan) is the source of this 6050-nucleotide messenger RNA. Its product is annotated as GTPase IMAP family member 1-like. The record is from RefSeq and is a predicted model, not a curated record. The coding region runs from base 2148 to 3308 and encodes 386 amino acids. Gene Ontology annotation, molecular function: GTP binding. The transcript is spliced from 3 exons. NCBI's taxonomy places the organism in Eukaryota, Metazoa, Chordata, Aves, Anseriformes, Anatidae.